Rosa chinensis is the source of this 2913-nucleotide messenger RNA. RefSeq lists its product as uncharacterized. Gene Ontology annotation, molecular function: nucleic acid binding; RNA-DNA hybrid ribonuclease activity. The record is from RefSeq and is a predicted model, not a curated record. Bases 1 to 2913 code for a protein of 970 amino acids. Gene Ontology annotation, biological process: DNA integration. The transcript has 4 exons. NCBI's taxonomy places the organism in Eukaryota, Viridiplantae, Streptophyta, Magnoliopsida, Rosales, Rosaceae.
AUGGAUUACGACCUUACUGAAGAAGGAAUGGAAGCCUUCCACUCGAUACAUGAACGGUUGUCAUCAUACAUGGUGGAAAAAGAAGCUUACGAUCGCAUUGCGACCUUGGAGGUCGUCAAUGAAGAACUUGGUGAUCCGGAGGAUGAAGAGGAAGUCCAUAUUCAGCUCGCUCCAGCGGCGCUGGAUGAUACACCUCCCAAGGUUAAAGACCCUACUGAGAAGAUCAACUUGGGUACCGUAAGUGAGCCUAUGGAGGUCUCUAUCAGUGCUUACCUAGAGCCUAGCGAGAAACAGAGGCUCGUUGACCUAUUGCUAGAAUUCAAGGAUUGCUUCGCAGAAAAGUAUGAGGACAUGCCCGGCCUGUCACCAGAUUUGGUCUGUCAUCAGUUACCAACUCUUGCCGAAAAGCGGCCCGUCAAACAGGAACCUCGACGAAUGAACGCGGAGACCCAGAUUUUGGUAAAGGAAGAGAAAAAUGGCAAGAUAAGAGUCUGCGUUGAUUAUAGAGACUUGAAUCUUGCUACACCCAAGGAUGUUUACCCCAUGCCAGUCGCGGAUAUGUUGGUGGAUGCGGUGGCAGGCCAUGAAUUGCUAUCCUUCAUGGAUGGUACUGCAGGUUAUCACCAGAUUCCGGUGGCUGAAGAAGACAGACACAAGACUGCUUUCCGCUGCCCUGGCUUUGCAGGGGUUUUUGAAUAUGUGAUAUACAUCGACGACGUGGUCGUCAAGUCUCAGCAGAAAAGGGAUCACAUCGCGGAUCUCAGGAAAGUGUUUGAGCGCAUGCGCCGACAUAAACUCAAGAUGAACCCGGCCAAAUGUGUGUUCGCGGUUCAAGCAGGGGACUUUCUGGGGUUUAUAGUCCACCAGCGAGGAAUUGAGGUCCCUGCGGACAAGGCCAGCGCAGUCAUUAAUGCAUCUCCCCCACGGACGAAGAAGGAAUUACAGCGUCUUUUGGCGUGCAAAUUGCGACACUACAUGUUAUCCUUUACUACUUGCAUCAUCACUCAGACCGAUCUGGUCAAAUAUAUGUUGUCCCGGCCUAUCUUGCGAGGCCGCAUUGGCAAAUGGGUAUUGGCGCUUUCAGAGUUUUCGCUCCAAUAUGUACCCCAGAAAGCUGUGAAAGGGCAAGCGAUCGCUGAUUUUCUGGCACACCAUCCUCCGCUGGAAAUACCUGUACUAAAGGAGUUAGAGAUUGCCUGCAACGCUGCGACUCAACCAGAUAAACCAUGCAUCCCUGAGUACGAGAUCUGGUAUCAGGCUACAAUCUUUCUACAGCCAUGGGUGUUAUUUUUUUAUGGUUCCAGAACGGACGCUAUGGCUGGCGCAGGAAUCGUUUUGGAGAACCCGGCAGGUGAUCGCUUCUCUUAUUCUUUCCAACUUACAUUCCAAUGUACUAAUAAUCAGGCCGAAUAUGAGGCCCUCAUCAUUGGACUGGAAGUCUUGCUGGAAAUGGGCGUCCGGGACAUUCAGGUUCGCGGUGACUCCCAGCUCGUUAUCAAUCAGCUUCUGGAAAAAUAUCGCUGUACGAGUUGGCUGCUCAUCCCAUACCUGAAUCGCGCAAUUGAGCUCUUGGACCAAUUUACAGACGUCGAUAUGGAGCAUAUACCACGUGAACGUAACUUUGCUGCUAAUGAGCUCGCUCAGUUGGCUACAGGCAUCACCUUGAAGUACGGAGUACGUGAGCGCAUCCUGAAAGUUGAGCGUCGCACACUACCUUCGUGGCUUGCUCGACCUGAUCCUCCAGAUGACCCCAUGGUCGCGGUACUAGAGCCCAUUGAUGUCGAUUGGCGGAUUCCUCUGAUUGAAUACCUCAAACGACCAGAUUCCAGCACUGAUCGGAAGAUUCGUUUCCUCGCAUUGAAUUACUUCCUUCGAGGUAACGAACUACGCAGGCGUGGAGAAGAUGGUGUAGACUUUCGCUGUGUCUACGGUCGCGAAGCUAAGAGAUUGAUGCGCGAGGUGCACAUGGGAAUAUGUGGAUCUCACCAAGCUGGACCUAAGAUGCGGUGGCUCAUCCGACGUCAUGGUUAUUAUUGGCCCAGCAUUUUGAAGGAUUGUAUUGCAUUCGCCAAAGGCUGUGCGGACUGUCAAGCACACGGCCCUGUCCAGCACGUUCCUAACAUUCCUAUGCAACCCAUCAUUAAACCUUGGCCUGCGCGAGGCUGGGCUUUGGACUUGAUUGGAAUGAUCCAUCCUCAUUCUUCCCUACAGCACAAGUUUAUCAUCGUCGCCACUGAUUACUUCACAAAAUGGGUAGAAGCAGAGCCUCUGAAGGAGGCCUCCGGCGCUACCAUUCGCCAGUUCAUUUUCCGUAAUAUUCUCUGCCGAUUUGGUAUCCCUGAAGUGCUGGUAUCAGACAGGGGGGCAGCGUUCAUGGGGGGCCCCGUGGAGCAGCUGGUGAGUGAUUUUGGUAUUCAAUUUAUACACAGUACUCCGUACUAUGCUCAAUCUAAUGGUCAAGCGGAGGCGAGUAACAAGACAAUCAUCACCUUGCUUAAAAAGAUGUUGGUGGAGAAUCCUCGACAAUGGCAUGAUACGUUGUACGAAACACUGUGGGCCUAUCGCACUUCAAAACGUAAUCCCACCGCCACGACGCCGUACGCGCUUAUGUUUGGACAUGACGCUAUCUUACCAUUAGAAAUUAAUGUUCACUCCCUACGAGUCCAAGAACAGCAUCAUUUGAUUGGCGAAGAUUAUGUUCAAGCAAUGUGGCAGGAGCACGAAGACUUAAGCGAACAGCGCUUGGCCGCUUUGGACAAUUUGAUCCUCCUCCCAUCUAAGUCGCCGCUGCUCGAAGAAGAUGGGAAAAAGAAAGCCUUCAUGCCCCUUCCUGGGGCCUCUCCUCCAGACUGGAAUUGGGCUCCGGAGCAGGCGCGACUCACAACCACAUCUACCUCCUGGGGUAAAUCAUAA